AUGAACAAUGUAUUAUAUGGCGAUAAAUUGAAUUUUAAAUUGAUGUAAAACUUAAAACAUUAAGUAAUUUCAAGACACAUCUCAUAGACCGGAGUAACAUUUAAAAGUAAGUUAUAGCGGGUAAAUAAUGGGCUCUGUCUUGAAACCUGGCUCUCUUAAAUAUCUUAUCUAGAUAGACAAAAUGGGCUAGAAUAUCUGA
Molecule: messenger RNA, 199 nt
Organism: Paramecium sonneborni
Lineage: Eukaryota; Ciliophora; Oligohymenophorea; Peniculida; Parameciidae
Source: the annotation of a GenBank genome assembly